AUGGGUGAGUGAGAAGACCAAUUGUUCCGUUUCGAGCUCAUUUCCUGCGGCUGCGCAGCGGAGGGUUUUGGUAUCGGCGCGGGAAACGGGAGCGCUUUUCUUCCCUUUUCUCGCUUUGAUCCAAGAUUGAUCACGCAAUUACCAGCACACGAAGACCUGACGUUCCAUGGAUGGGGGUCGACGAAGAAGAGCGGCCAUCAAAUCCCUGCAUCCUGAUUGGAAAGAGAAGCUUGAAAAAUGUUGCUUGGACAGAGUGAAACAGCAAAGAGCACAGUUGCUUUGGAAAAUGAGGUCAAGUGCACAACAAUCUCAUGGGGAAAAGAAUAUCAUGGAAUCUACAUUAAGAGAUAUAGUUUCCCAUGAGCUGCAGAAAAUUAAGCAAUCAUCUUCACAUGAAAAUCAGAGGAACUUAACCUCUUAUAACAAUGAUUUUGUAUGGGAGUUUGAUGGCCUGAAUGAAGAGAUAUCAACUGAAAUUGAAAGUGAGGAUCUGAUGUUGGAAAUGCAAAAACUUCUAUAUGAGGACCUGAGAGAGGAAUACAUUAGGAGAGAGCUCGAGUUCUUUGAAGAAGAAGAUAAAUACUUAGCUGAAGCAGUUUUGGAUCACAUGAAUCUCAGUGAUGACCAGAUUUCCGAGAAUAGCAAAGUGUGGUGCCCGAUUUGCAAAAAAGGAGAGCUACGAGAAAACUAUCAGCUCGUAUACUGUACUCAUUGCAGUCUUCGUCUUGAUCCUGGGAAUGACAAGAUAAAUUUGGACUUCCUAAAAGUCAGAUUAGGUGAGGUGCACUUGGAGCAUCUCAACAGAGGAUGCAGAGCAGCCCCUAAAUUCCUCAUGCACAAUAUGUUCAAUCUCAAUGCACUUUUUAUUCAAUGUGAAGCAUGCGAUACAUUCGAAAUUGUGAUGUAACCUGUAAUUAUUUGAUGAGAAACAAACUGUUCCUAUUUCAAUUUCCUUUUUUUUUUCAAACAAAAGUUAGAUUAAUCUCCAUCAUAGAAGACUGUGGACCUUGUUAUUUUUUCCUGUCUUAAAUUUUGGACAAAGUGAUUUUUACAGUU
Molecule: messenger RNA, 1056 nt
Organism: Zingiber officinale
Lineage: Eukaryota; Viridiplantae; Streptophyta; Magnoliopsida; Zingiberales; Zingiberaceae
Product: RPA-interacting protein
Exons: 6
Coding region: 167-907 (246 amino acids)
Biological process (GO): protein import into nucleus
Cellular component (GO): nucleus
Source: RefSeq, a predicted model, not a curated record